Molecule: messenger RNA, 1136 nt
Organism: Pelobates fuscus (common spadefoot toad)
Lineage: Eukaryota; Metazoa; Chordata; Amphibia; Anura; Pelobatidae
Product: prolactin-like
Exons: 5
Coding region: 38-709 (223 amino acids)
Biological process (GO): positive regulation of receptor signaling pathway via JAK-STAT; response to nutrient levels; positive regulation of cell population proliferation
Cellular component (GO): extracellular region
Molecular function (GO): hormone activity
Source: RefSeq, a predicted model, not a curated record
GCCCAAUAAGAACGUCAAGUAAAGGCACACUGUGACCAUGGCCAACACAAGAGGAAUUUCACACACUGGUGUGAUUUUGCUAACACUUCUUAUAUCUGACAUAUUUGUGAUGAAAAUGAUGGUGUUCUCCUACCCUCUUUGCACUCCGGGAAGUUUCCAAUGCCAGGUUCUCAUCAGUGACCUAUUUGACCGGGCAGUCAGACUCUCACACUAUAUCCAAUCUCUCUCUACGGAAACGUUUGAAGAUUUUGAUCAACGCUAUUCUCAGGGGCGUUCUUUCAUAACAAAGUCCAUGAACAACUGCCAUACAUCUGCACUGCCUACACCAGAGGACAAGGACCAAGCUUUACAGAUAAAACAUGAAAAUCUGAUGAGUAUUGUGCAAACGUUAUUACGCUCCUGGAACAAGCCUCUUGAACACUUGGUCUUGGAGGUCCCAGAUAAUAUUGCCAGGAAAGUGAAAGAAAUUGAGGAACAAACCAAAUCCCUGCAGGGAGGAAUAGACAGAAUCGCGAGCAGGAUGCAAACUAAUCUGGAAGCUGACGUUUACCCCCCAUGGUUUGGACCCGUGGAUACUGCUGUACCCAAUGGAGAAUCACAGCUCUUCUCGAUCUACCACCUCCUGCAUUGUUUCCGCAGAGAUUCUAACAAGAUAGACAACUACUUGAAGAUCCUUCGGUGCCGCAUGAUUCAUGCAAACAACUGCUAGGCUAUAAUCAUGACUCAACAACUAUGACACCUCACUACAAAAUAUAUGAGCCUAGAAUUUAGAAUGUGCUUCAAUUAGAUAAUUUCAACAUGUCCAGAAAAAAGAAUACCCUAAAUGAUUUUAUGUAAAGCUUAGAAAAAUCUAAAAUCUAGAAGUACAGUACCCAACCUUUGUAAUAGCUCAAAGUUGAAGUGCCAUGUUCCCCAAAUCGGACAACUAUACAAUACAUGCAGAAUGUGAUGUUCUAGGUUCUGGCCACCCUCAAGAAGAGUGCUUACAAAGAUGUCUACAGCAAGAAAUAGAUGUAAAAUUAUUUCACAAUAAGUUAAUUUAAGUUAUAUCUUUCUGCUGAUGUUCUAAAUAUGCUUCAAUUUGUACAACAAAUGAAUGUUAUUGGAAGCAAUAAAUUCCAUGCAUUAAUACCCUU